Messenger RNA from Ochotona curzoniae (black-lipped pika), 1157 nucleotides. RefSeq names its product kelch domain containing 9 (gene KLHDC9). The coding region runs from base 1 to 1050 and encodes 349 amino acids. The transcript has 4 exons. Gene Ontology annotation, molecular function: cyclin binding. Lineage: Eukaryota; Metazoa; Chordata; Mammalia; Lagomorpha; Ochotonidae. The record is from RefSeq and is a predicted model, not a curated record.
AUGGCGGUGGGGGGGUCCUCUGCUCGGGCUGGAGGUUCAAGUUGGACCUGGCGGCCGGUGGCGCAAGACCCGCUUCUAGCUCGAGGCUUCCAUUCAUGCACGGAACUACGGGGGCGGUUCUAUCUGGUGGGGGGCCUCCCAACAGGAGAAGCCAGACAGCCCAGCAGCGACACGGUAGUCUUCGACCCAGCUGAGGAACUGGUAGUGCGACUGGGAGCCCGGGGCAGCCCCCCGCGGAGUCACCAUGACGCAGCAGCUGUGGGCGGUCGCUGGCUCUGCGUGGUGGGUGGCUGGGACGGGUCGCGCCGUCUGUCCGCAGUGGCCGCCCUGGACACAGAGCGCGGAGUGUGGGAGUCGUGGACAGCGGCCCCGGGCAACAGCCCCCCUGCAGGCCUCAGUAGUCACACGUGCACCCGCUUGUCCGACCGAGAGCUGCAGGUGGCUGGCCGAGAGGGUGGGAUCCGCACUCAGCGCUGCCAUGGAAGUAUCUACACGUUAAAGCUGGACCCGGGGACCCACACCUAUUGCUACAAGGAAGACGGCCACACAGCCUCCCGCUCAGGCCACUGUGCAGCCCUGGUCGCGGCUCCCGGGCCCCACCCAGGGCAUCAGCUCUUGCUCUUCGGGGGCUGCAGUGCAGCCGAAACAGAAGUAGCUGGACGCUGGAGUCCCGGGAAGAUUAAGGAGGAACCACCUGUUGCCCCACAUUUGACAGAACAGCUUGCAAAGCUUGUGAGCAGCGCACAGGGGUCCCUGCAAGGACCCCAGGGACUACGGCAUCACUCAUGUUCUGUGGUGGGACCCUUUGUCGUGCUGUUUGGUGGAGAAAGUCUGACCAGAGCAAGAGACACCAUCUGCAAUGACCUCUACAUCUAUGAUACCCGCAAGUCGGCUUCUCCGUGGUUCCACUUCCCCUGUGCAGACCGUGGGCUGAAACGCAAGGGCCACCGCACCUGCCUCUGGAAUGACCAGCUUUACCUGGUUGGGGGUUUCGGUGAGGAUGGCAGGACAGCUAGUGCACAGGUCUGCAUCCUGGAUCUCUUUAUCUGAAGAGCAGUGCUAAGACGCACCACCAAGUCUGUUGUGCUGCAAACCCACCAAGGGGCUAGCACCACGACUGACUCACCCCAGAUGCUUAUUAAAUUUCAAUCUGAUAG